This is a messenger RNA of Solenopsis invicta (red fire ant), 1041 nucleotides long. Its product is annotated as peroxynitrite isomerase THAP4. The record is from RefSeq and is a predicted model, not a curated record. Bases 440 to 946 code for a protein of 168 amino acids. NCBI's taxonomy places the organism in Eukaryota, Metazoa, Arthropoda, Insecta, Hymenoptera, Formicidae. The transcript has 4 exons.
GUUUAAUUAAAAACGCGAAAAUUAAAUAAAUCCAACAAGAGACGAAAAGAUCGAGAGAAUAUAUUUUUAAAACCUAAAACUGUUUUCAAAUCUGUUCGUCAUUUCCGGUAAAUACUCGCCGGAUAAAAUGAAAACUCAUGAUAUAGCAGUGUGUAUUAUAAUAUUUAUAGUAUGUCCUUGUACUGGGACAAAUAAUCUUUAAAACAUUAUCAAACUAGAGUGAGAAAAGAAUUCUAUAGUUGAUCAGAAUCACUUGUUUUGGAGUACUUAUCAGCUGUUUGGUGUAUAAAAGAUAUAGUUUGCUUGACAAGAUGAGAGUUAUAUUUUGUUGAAAUUUUCGACUUGAAGUUGGAAUCGAAAGAUACACUUACAAUAGGAUAUAAGUCUCAUCUAAUUCAUACAUUUGCUUAAUAUAUUCAGAAUAUAUAAAAUAAGAAAAAUGGAACGUAUACCAUUACACAAAGCACUAGAAUCAUUGGCUUGGCUAGAGGGAACAUGGAAAACAGAGACUCAAGGGAAUGGAAAAUAUCCCACUAUCAAAGAUUUUAGCUAUUACGAGGAACUAAGCUUCACAUCCCUAGGGCAACCCAUGUUCAAUUACACUGCCCAAAGCUUUUCCAACUCGGAUUUAAAGAAGCCGAUGCAUCGAGAAAUGGGCUUUCUGAGAGUGAACCCAGAAACUAAUCAAGCAACACUUAUCUCGGCGCAUAACUUUGGUUUAACAACCAUUGAAUAUGGUCAGAUAGUUGACAAAGCUAUCCACUUAAACAGUAGUGAUAUAACUACAAUAAAGGGAGCAAAAGCGCCCCAUGUAACACAGAUACGCAGAGAAUUUAAGUUUUAUGAUGAUUGUUUGGAAUAUGUGCUUUACAUGGCAACGUCGAAUACUCCAGUGCUGACCGAGCACUUGAGGGCGAAGUACAUAAAAGUGGACAAAGAGACAUAAAAGAACGUGAAAAGCAAAUGAAGUUUUUAUUUCACAGAUGUUUGAUUAAUUUUGUAAAUGCUUAUGCGAGAGUGAAUAAAAGCUUUAGAACAGUA